AUGCUGGACUUGAUAAUUACAAGGGCAAACGAGUAUACUGUUUUGAACUGUAAGGUUGAGGACCCUGACCUAUCUGAUCACUUUGUGGUACACUGCGUUUUGACAUUGGAUAAGCCCACUGCUCGUAGAGUCGAAAAGACCUAUCCAAAACUGCGUAGUGUAGAUAUGGACGCUUUAUGGAGAGAUCUGACAAGUUUACCUGUCUUCACCUCCCCGGCUACAAAUGUAACUGAUUUAUUAGCACAGUAUCAAAAUGAUCUUGAUGGUUUGCUUGAAAUCCAUGCGCCCCUAAAAAGAGGCCUUCCACGCCAUGGUAUGAUAAUGAAGUUGUACAAAGCAUGA
Messenger RNA from Porites lobata, 342 nucleotides. NCBI's taxonomy places the organism in Eukaryota, Metazoa, Cnidaria, Anthozoa, Scleractinia, Poritidae. The record is from the annotation of a GenBank genome assembly.